AUGAUGAUCCUUCUAGUACUAUUAAUUUCACAAAUAUUAAACGGUAUUGUAGCACGAUCCGUUGAUGUAGUAACAAUAGCAGUAGAUAGACCAGAGGAAUGGAAUUUAGUCGAAUCGAAAUCACUCAUACCAAAUACCGAUGAAUUAUUAGAAUGUAUAAUAGUAACAAAAUCAAAUCCUAAUCAAGUCGAACAAUUGCGUCGUAAACUAGAUCAGGUAUCGAAUCCGCGAGAUAAAGAAAAUUAUGGAAAAUACAUGACAAUAAACGAUAUUCAUAAAACUAUUUUAACGGAUACACGACCAACAGGGGAAAAGAUUGAAAAAUGGUUAGUUGAACAAAAACAACAAGGUAUUCAGAUUCAUACUAUUAAACCUUCAGCUCACAACGAAUUCAUUAAAAUAAGAUUACCUGUGAAUGCCGCUGAAAAACUAUUUCAAGCAAAGUUCCGACGACAUCGAAAUGUAGUCACUAAUCAAAUGGCAUUAAGAUCAGAGACAUAUAGUUUACCGCUAUCUAUUCACACAAAAGUUGCUUGGAUCCAUGGUAUUUCAGCAUUUCCAUCUCGUAUAACACGUCAUAAGAAGGAAUCUGUGACCAAAAGAAAUAUUCAAUUGGUACGAAGUAAAAGAGCGACUUCGAGUAAUGCUCCAAUAAUACAAAAAGUUAAAUUUGAUUUACACAAAAGGGGUCAGCUGUUCGUCCAAUUAAUUUGUCAAAAUGGUGAGGAGGCACGCUUAACAAUUUGUCCAAAUUUCCAAGGAUUGCAAAUUUUUGUUAAACUCCAACAAACGCCUACACUCUUUACCACCGUCCUGAGUCGUACAGACCUAAUCACUCACUCGCUUAGUUGUGUACCGUGUACAAAUAGUACCGUGAGCAGCACAUGUAACAGUCAAGGAUUGAAUGAAUCUGCGAUUAUGUGUACAAUGUCUAUUGAUAAAAGUCGUUUUAAAAAUUAUUUCCUGUAUCAAUUUAGUGUUCGUUCAUUAUUUGGUAACGGUACGAAUACGACUGAAUAUUCUAAUAUCGGUAUAUAUAGAUCACUAGUCUUUCGUAGUCUUCCUCUAGUUCCUGGUGUCGCCAUGGCAAUGUAUAAUAUAACUUAUGGCGGUAAAUACGCGAAACGUUCUCCUCUUCUAAGACAAGGUGUUGCUGGCUUUAGUUCCCAAUAUAUUAAUCGUGCUAGUAUUAAAUCGUUUGCUAGAGUAUACGCAAAAAAGUUUAAUUUAAAUGUUGGAAAAAUCUACGGUAAAAACAAUGCAAGUAAUCCCGGUGAUGAAUCCACCAUUGAUAUGGAAUUUAUGUCAGCGAUGGGUAGUGGGAUACCAACGGACUUUAUUUCUAUAGGUCCUCUAUUCGAUGGUUUAAUUUUUGACUGGAUAAUAAAAAUAUUGGAAAUGGCCCAGGAUCCUUCUAUAUUGUUACCGCGUGUCCACACAUUCAGCUACUCUACUGAUGAACCUAAUUAUGGAACUAGUUAUAUUGACAUCAUGGAAACUAAGUUGAUGUCAUUGGGAUUAGCAGGCUUUACAAUGUUUGUUGCGUCGGGUGAUGAUGGAACAUCAUCAAGAACACUUGGAUGUGGUGCUACUGGACUUGCACAGUAUCCAUCGUCAUCGGCCUAUAUGACAAGUGUUGGUGGAACAUUAUUCGUUCGAAGUAGUACAAAUACAAGUUGUCGUUAUGUCAAACAAGAACGGGGAGUAUGUUUGCAGGAAGUCGUUGCUUCUCUGAGUGACCAAACUUUAUCUUCAAUUACAAGUGGCGGUGGUUUUAGUGCAUAUAUUGGACAGCCUGAUUAUCAGAAAGCUUUUGUUGACCGAUAUCUAAAUAUCAGUGGAAAGCAGAUACCCCCAUCAACAUUUUUCAACAAGUUAGCACGAGCUUAUCCAGAUAUCAGUUUUGCAGCGGUGAAUUUUGUUGAGACAUCGAAUGGUCAAAGUUUUCUUGUAGAUGGUACAUCCGGAGCAUCUCCGGCCAUAGCGGGCGUCUUUAGUUUAAUAAAUGAUUAUCGAUUACAACACGGUUUGCCUUUUUUGGGUUUUCUGAAUCCUACAUUGUAUUACAUCGCUAAAUGUCGACCGGAUGCAUUUCACGAUAUAACAGUAGGAGACAAUCGUUGCAACAAAGACACAUGUUGUAAAUAUGGAUUUUAUGCACAACCAUCGUUUGAUGCUGUUAGUGGCCUUGGCUCAAUUAAUUUUCCUGUUUUAUUCGAUAUUCUGACAAAACCACUUAACAUUUCAGCAAACUGUUGAUUCUAUGUGUUAGGUCAGGAGACCCGAAAUGGACGGAGAUGAGCAACAUUACUGAACUACUGUAUUGUUAUAUGAAACAACCAUUUUCUUUUCAGGAAGUAUCUCUCUCAUAUAGUCACUGUCGCGUCAUGCCUGCACUGUAAAAACUGUUGUAAGAACAAGUAUUUGUAUUUCCACACGUUCUUGAAAUAUUCAUCUUAGAGAGAUGUUCAGACUUCUACACUGCACAUUCAAACAUCAAGCGCUCUUACUUUUAUUUUGAGAUCAAAUGCUAGUUAUAUGUCGAACCAUUGAGAAGCAUGUGGUAGAACUUAGGAAAGUCCGAGAUUGAGCUGUAUCAGAAAUAAUAAUCAAAAUUUUUCUAAAGGUUCAAAAGGCUGUUAGUAUAGUUUCUGCGACAAGUGGAGAGCGUGUUUACAAGUAACACGCACGUAACAGACUGUGCAGUUAUUUUAAGCUCGACCUCUAAGCAAGUCUGAAGUGAAUGAUUCACCUUGGUUGCAUUAUGUUCCCGAAGAGAAAGCCGGGUAAAACAUGGUGAAAUCAGUGUGUCAUUUAUAUCUGGUUCUCUUAGCCUAAAUGAAAUUGUAUUAUAUAUGCUCGAAGGGGAAGCAGAUUAAAAUAAAAUUCCCUAUAACGAGGAAUUACAAAUAGUUUGUUAUAAGGCAGGAGCAGUUAUAAACAGAACAAGGAGGAGCAUUCUGCAAAAGAGAACAUCGCAGACGAGCGCCGAUGAAAUCUGACCAUUUAUUAAUCACCAUUGUACGUGGGACAGGGUUAGAAACCCACAGUUUUUGCUCAAACUUGUUCAACGAAUAUAUAAGAGAACUGCAGGCCAUUCAAGACCUCCCUACUCUUACAUGUACAAUACACGAUAAACGCGUGUAGUAGGCGGAAUAUUGAGAAAAGGUCGAAAUAUCCAGUCGCGCUGAUGGUCUAGCGGUUUUUAACCUUGCUAAAUCGAUCGAUGAUGAUUUUGGAAUUCUUUGACCACUAUAAUAUCUAGCAAAUCACAAAAAAUUACGUAUUUUCAAGUUUUAAGCCGGUUUUUGGACUAUUGACAGAAUUUUCGAGUAGAAUGUUCUGAAUAAUGGUUACUGAAAUUUGGGAAAUUACGUGCAUUCAUUUUCUUAGAGAUACAUUACUAGUAUGACAGUAUGUAAUACAGUCCAUGAUGAUACUAUGUAAAAGUAUUUUAAGUUUCCUUUCAUAUUUUAUUUGGUUUGGAAAAAGUUACAUUUAAAAGAAUACACGUAAGAGAUAUAUACAAUUUUUUUAUACAUUUUACGAAGCAUAUAUGGCGAAAGCCGCUUGCGCAUAUCGUUCUGUUUUUUUUCGAUAAAAAGCUUAAAUAAAAAAAAAAUAUAUAUACAAAUCAAAGAUAUUAACAAAGUAUUUUUCAGAAGCUAAUAUGGAGUCAACAAUAGCAUCCUCUUGCGUUAACACAGUUGCUUUUUGUUGACUACGUUUGGCUAAGCGUCUCUGUACAAUUUCGGCGAUCAUUGGGUCUGAUCGUUCAAGUAAACCAUUGAAGUGUCAGUGGAAUUGUCAUAUUUCCAACCUAGAAAACCUUCCAAGAGAUUAUUCCAAAUGUUUCUAGAGCGCGUUCCACGAGAUUGUUCAAGAUUUUUCAAGAAAAAAUGCAGCAUAGAUUAGGAUAGAAAAACAUCUUGGUCCUUCUUGUAGUAUUUUAGAUGACUCAGUUGAUCAAUAAGAUUUUAAUCAAAGAAACACAGCGAACGUAAUUUCCAAAUUUCAAUAACUAAUAUUCAGAACAUUCUACCUGUAUAAAAUUUUGUCAAUAGUCCAAAAAUCUGCUUAAAACUUGAAAAUACAUGAUUUUUUUGUGCAUUGGAUACAUAUUAGUUGAUAGAUCCGUUUGGUGUCGUACAGUCAGAUUUAGUUCAUAGUGAUCGUCCAAACCAUUUAUACUACAAUCAGACAAUGAUCCAAAAGAACUUUGGAAAAGAUUAAAUCGACACACGACAAACAUAACAGACACUAGAAGCGGUGACGAGCGGGUUAGUCUCACUGGCUCGAGGAGAAUGUUGCAGGUUUAAUUUGUUCAACAUACUUUCCUCUUUCGACUCGUAGGAUAUACUCUAAAAAAAAAAGUAUUCUUCAGCUUUUAAAAGAACCGAAAAUCAGCGGAAAUUCAUUUAUCCCAAAUAGAGACAAAUUCUGUUCUUCAGCUUUCGAGAGCUCUAAAUUUCCUCUUCAACUUUUGAAAAACUGAUUUUUUCGUUCUUUGGAAAAUGAAAAACAAAUCUUGAGAUCUGAAGAACAGAACUGGAGUUCUCUAUUUGAAACAAUCAUAGGUCAGCGAGUUUUAAGCUUUCUUCUUAAAGCUGUGUGUGUUUGUGUAUUUGAGAUAAAAUUAAGCACACUUACUUUGCAAUCUUACAAAAAAACUUCUCGAUUUUUUUUUCUCUUUAGAAGAUGCACCCCACUAAAGCACUCCAGAAAGAACCUAGGAAAUGUUGGCUUGAAGGAAGAAAGGCAAACGAAUUGGUUAGACAUAGCAUUUUAGGAGUGCAGAACACCGUAAGUUAAGGUUUUUUUAUUAAUGAACUGAAAAAGAACGACUUGCCUUUGGUUGUCAAAAUUUAUAUUUCUAGGUUGACUAUAGCCCUAAUCUAUACAGGACAAUACACUGUGUCUGCAGAGUGAAUUUAUCAUUUUUUCACCUCUAAAUCUCCUAUUUACACGUGAUUCGAAAUUAUUGUUAGUGAUUUGAAAUUAUUGAUCGGUACGUUCUCAUACAUCGUGCGGCCUAUGCAGCACGUUACAGCGAAACUAACAGUGGGAAAUGUGUACUAAAAGGUAAGUUACAGAACGAAUAAUGAUGGUAUCAUAAAGAAAAGAAAACUGCCCAGAUUAACUAUCUUGCUAUUGUCGCGCCGCAAUUCGCUAUAAAAAGUCGCGGCAAGUACGCGUAACGCGAUCACGGUUAUGAUCGCGAAAUAAGAGUCUUGUUUUAGGAUCGCGGUUUUGUCGUAGUCUAAGAAUGAAAGCGCCGAAUUCGCG
Didymodactylos carnosus is the source of this 5286-nucleotide messenger RNA. NCBI's taxonomy places the organism in Eukaryota, Metazoa, Rotifera, Eurotatoria, Philodinida, Philodinidae. The record is from the annotation of a GenBank genome assembly.